AUGAAAUAUCCUAGGACGGGAAGGAUAAUUUUUUUUGAUGAAGGGGUUGAUGGUUUGAUCGUAGCCUUCCUUCCGGAAGUGGGUCUAAAAGGACCGCUUGAGACUCCGAUUGGAAAAGGACAUCGUUCUUUGAAUCUUGCUGUUCGUAAGGAAUUCAACUUGUACGCUAAUGUGCGUCCAUGUCGAUCACUUGAAGGACACAAAACUCUCUACGAUAACGUAGACGUUGUCACUAUUCGUGAGAAUACGGAGGGAGAGUACUCGGGAAUCGAACACGAAAUAGUACCUGGUGUUGUGCAGUCUAUCAAACUCAUUACCGAAGACGCGUCACGUCGUGUUGCAAAGUAUGCGUUUGAAUAUGCUCGACAAAAUUCACGGAAAUACGUCACAGCUGUUCACAAAGCUAACAUCAUGAGAAUGUCAGAUGGACUUUUCCUAAACAUCUGCCGUGAACAAGCACAGAAAUAUCCUGAUAUAAAAUUCAAGGUGAGUAUAUGAGC
This is a messenger RNA of Cylicostephanus goldi, 500 nucleotides long. The record is from the annotation of a GenBank genome assembly. Lineage: Eukaryota; Metazoa; Nematoda; Chromadorea; Rhabditida; Strongylidae.